Scomber scombrus (Atlantic mackerel) is the source of this 918-nucleotide messenger RNA. RefSeq names its product odorant receptor 131-2-like. The record is from RefSeq and is a predicted model, not a curated record. The transcript has a single exon. Gene Ontology annotation, molecular function: G protein-coupled receptor activity. Lineage: Eukaryota; Metazoa; Chordata; Actinopteri; Scombriformes; Scombridae. Gene Ontology annotation, biological process: G protein-coupled receptor signaling pathway. Gene Ontology annotation, cellular component: membrane. The coding region runs from base 1 to 918 and encodes 305 amino acids.
AUGACUAAUAACUCAUCAGUUGGUAGAGCGUACUUGCUGCGCCAAAUCAAUUUCCAGGUUAUUUUAGUGCAGCUUCUGGUGUUAAUCUUUCUUUGCAUCAACGUGUUGCUCAUUGUGACCUUUUUUUCUAAGGAUGUCUUCUACGUAAACAUGCGUUACAUCUUAUUUGCUGUCACACUGCUAUCUGAUAGCCUGAUAUUAAUCAUGUCUGAUGUUGUGCUCAUCUUGAGCUAUUUCCGUUUUACAAUGCAGGUUGGUAUGUGUGUCAUUAUGUCUAUUUUUUUGCUUCUUUAUACUUUUGUCACACCGUUUACUCUGACAGCAAUGACCCUGGAGCGCUUUGUGGCCAUUUGCAUGCCCCUGCGGCAUGCAGAGCUGUGCUCCACACACAGAGCUCUGCACUGCAUCCUCAUCAUUCAUGGCCUCAGCUCUGUACGCUGUAUUGGUAUUCUCUCCAUCUUCUUUGCAUCUGCUUCCGACAGGUUCUACACCCAGGACAGAAAAUGCUCUGUGGAAAUGUUCAUUUUGCGUAGAUGGCAUGAUCAUUUUAGGUCAGCAAUAAGUCAGUUCUACUUCUUAAUCAUGUGCAUCACCAUUGUUUACUCUUAUAUUAAAAUAACGAAAGUGGCCAAAGCUGCAUCAGGAGAGAAUAAAAAAUCAACAAGGAAAGGGCUCAGGACAGUGAUUCUUCAUGCUUUUCAGCUGCUCUUGUGUCUCUUCCAGCUGUGGUGCCCUUUAAUAGAAUCUGCUGUACUUCAGAUUGAUUUCAUGUUGUUUGUAAAUGUCAGAUACUUUACCUACAUUACUUUUUAUCUUGCUCCAAGAUGUCUGAGCCCUCUCAUUUAUGGCCUCAGGGAUGAAAUGUUUUUUCACGCACUGAAAUACUACGCUCUCUGUGGAUUGUAUAAGAAACAAUAA